CACGAGUGCCAUCUUGGCUUGUGUUUCCAUGAGGAAACUGUUAGCAGUAAAUAUCAGAGGAUUCAAUCGUAGUUUGUCGCGACUGCUGAGAUCUGUUCAGGCCGGAAAGCAGCUGCAGAAAUAAAGACGUUUCGGAUCGUUACCAGAUGGUCGCGUGAAGUUCCCCACGCGCUACUUAGACCUGACUCGUGCAGCGCGGAUGUCCGUCGCCCCUGGCGGCGGCGGCAGCAGCGGCGGAAAGACUAACGCCAGCAGCAGCAAUAGCGGUGGCAGUAACAGCACGUUUAACGCCGCUCGUGGUCCUAGCAGCAGUGGCAGCGGCAGCGGCAGCAGCGUCCCCAGCACUAGCAGCAGUCGCAGGCCCCUUCCCUCCAUCUACGUCCCCAGCCAUCCCUCCCAUUCGUCCUUUUCUAAGCCGUCGCCAUUUAAUCGCUCGCCGACCCCAUCCGCUGCUCCCUCCCCGUCGCUCCUCAACUCUCUCCGCGCGUUCCUCGCGCCGUUCUACCGCCUCUCGUCCGCGCGCGCGCACGUGAAGCUGACGCGGAGCAACAUCGCAGAGCAGCUGCGCGAGUACCAGCGCCGGCGCCAGCACGACUGGGCUUCCGCCGCUUUCUAUGCCGCCACCGCGCCCUCCGCGCCCGCCUCCGCCGCCGCGCGCAGGAGACGAUGCGCGCUGGCGGUGCUUUUGGUGAUACUCGCGUGCGCCGUGUGCGCGUCCGUGUACCUGUCCGUGCAAGUGUGGCAUGGCAUGCGAUACGGAUGGUCGACGCACGGAACUGCUGAUAGCGCCGGGGAAACGGUGUACGAGCGAAGAGGGGGGGAUGAUCGAGGGGGGCGAGUGGAAGGCGGGGGAGAGAGAAUAGGCGGAGGGGGGGAAGGGGGAGAAAGAGGAGGUGGACGAGAGCUGGAAACAGGGGGAACAGGAGGGGAAGUGGGUGAUAAAGAUGACGGGGAUGGGGAGAAUGUGAAGGGGAGGUUGAAAAAUGGGCCAGAGAGCAUAGGAGAUGGGAGAACGUUGGUGAUGGUGCAGGCUCUGCUGCUCCUGGUGACAGUGCUGGGUGUGGUUGCUGUUGCUGCCUGCUCCCGGCACCGGUGGCGCAAGGGAAGGAGGAGGAGGAGUGGCAGCAACAGCAGGCUGUUGCCCUCGUGACAGAGGUGUGUGCGGAGGGGAGGCGCGUGCGAUGCGGAUGCAGCUGGAAAGUGAGCAGGAGAAAAAAGAGAGCAGGCAGUUUGAAUGGUUGUACGGUAGCUGAGGAGCAGUGGGACGAAGGCACUUGGGACCAUCACAUGUACUCGUUCUUUGUCUUCUAUCUGAUUUAGUAUAUCAACUGUAGAAGCC
Molecule: messenger RNA, 1339 nt
Organism: Closterium sp. NIES-67
Lineage: Eukaryota; Viridiplantae; Streptophyta; Zygnematophyceae; Desmidiales; Closteriaceae
Source: the annotation of a GenBank genome assembly